UUCUGCAACCAAAGACGGUGGCGGGAAACAAAUGAGCAACAACAACAACAGCCUCAGCCGCUAAAUAGAUAGGUAGACAGAUUACUGCAAGCAUCGCAUUUACACGGAAAAUGUCUCGUGUUCUCAACUGCAUUGUGGCUGUGUGCCCAGAUAUGGGGAUUGGAAGUAACGGGAAUCUACCGUGGCAUCCAAAAAGGCUCAAUAACGAAUUCAAAUAUUUUCAGAAGAUGACAAUGACACCGUCCGUUGAAGGUAAGCAGAACGUGGUGAUCAUGGGAAGGAAGACAUGGUUCUCCAUCCCUGAGAGGAACCGUCCGCUCAGUAACAGGAUCAACAUCGUCCUCAGCAGAGAGCUCAAGGAGCCCCCUGCAGGGGCUCACCACCUGGCCCCAGACUUCAGCUCAGCGCUCCUCCUGCUGGACACAGAGGAGAUGGCAGGCCGGGUUGAUGGGGUGUGGGUGAUCGGAGGCAGCUCUCUGUACAAGGAAACAAUGGAGUAUUCAGGAACGACCAGACUCUUUGUCACCAGGAUCCUACAGCAGUUUGAAAGCGACACAUUCCUCCCCGAAAUCAACCCAGACAAAUACUGUCUGCUGUCACAGUACCCAGGAGUCCCAGAGGGGGUGCAGGAGGAGAGUGGCCUCCAGUACAGAUAUGAGGUCUACCAGAACACCCAUCCUCCAGUACAGAUAUGAGGUCUACCAGAACACCCAUCCUCCAGUACAGAUAUGAGGUCUACCAGAACACCCAUCCUCCAGUACAGAUAUGAGGUCUACCAGAACACCCAUCCUCCAGUACAGAUAUGAGGUCUACCAGAACACCCAUCCUCCAGUACAGAUAUGAGGUCUACCAGAACACCCAUCCUCCAGUACAGAUAUGAGGUCUACCAGAACACCCAUCCUCCAGUACAGAUAUGAGGUCUACCAGAACACCCAUCCUCCAGUACAGAUAUGAGGUCUACCAGAACACCCAUCCUCCAGUACAGAUAUGAGGUCUACCAGAACACCCAUCCUCCAGUACAGAUAUGAGGUCUACCAGAACACCCAUCCUCCAGUACAGAUAUGAGGUCUACCAGAACACCCAUCCUCCAGUACAGAUAUGAGGUCUACCAGAACACCCAUCCUCCAGUACAGAUAUGAGGUCUACCAGAACACCCAUCCUCCAGUACAGAUAUGAGGUCUACCAGAACACCCAUCCUCCAGUACAGAUAUGAGGUCUACCAGAACACCCAUCCUCCAGUACAGAUAUGAGGUCUACCAGAACACCCAUCCUCCAGUACAGAUAUGAGGUCUACCAGAACACCCAUCCUCCAGUACAGAUAUGAGGUCUACCAGAACACCCAUCCUCCAGUACAGAUAUGAGGUCUACCAGAACACCCAUCCUCCAGUACAGAUAUGAGGUCUACCAGAACACCCAUCCUCCAGUACAGAUAUGAGGUCUACCAGAACACCCAUCCUCCAGUACAGAUAUGAGGUCUACCAGAACACCCAUCCUCCAGUACAGAUAUGAGGUCUACCAGAACACCCAUCCUCCAGUACAGAUAUGAGGUCUACCAGAACACCCAUCCUCCAGUACAGAUAUGAGGUCUACCAGAACACCCAUCCUCCAGUACAGAUAUGAGGUCUACCAGAACACCCAUCCUCCAGUACAGAUAUGAGGUCUACCAGAACACCCAUCCUCCAGUACAGAUAUGAGGUCUACCAGAACACCCAUCCUCCAGUACAGAUAUGAGGUCUACCAGAACACCCAUCCUCCAGUACAGAUAUGAGGUCUACCAGAACACCCAUCCUCCAGUACAGAUAUGAGGUCUACCAGAACACCCAUCCUCCAGUACAGAUAUGAGGUCUACCAGAACACCCAUCCUCCAGUACAGAUAUGAGGUCUACCAGAACACCCAUCCUCCAGUACAGAUAUGAGGUCUACCAGAACACCCAUCCUCCAGUACAGAUAUGAGGUCUACCAGAACACCCAUCCUCCAGUACAGAUAUGAGGUCUACCAGAACACCCAUCCUCCAGUACAGAUAUGAGGUCUACCAGAACACCCAUCCUCCAGUACAGAUAUGAGGUCUACCAGAACACCCAUCCUCCAGUACAGAUAUGAGGUCUACCAGAACACCCAUCCUCCAGUACAGAUAUGAGGUCUACCAGAACACCCAUCCUCCAGUACAGAUAUGAGGUCUACCAGAACACCCAUCCUCCAGUACAGAUAUGAGGUCUACCAGAACACCCAGGAAGGGUUCCAGUCCACUGCAGUGUGACCUAGCCUUCUCUGUAGCUGAUAUCAUGGAAAUGGUUUGAAUGUAAAUAACAUUCAGGAAUUUCCAAAUGUCAAUUAAAAUUGUUUUUCCUCACCAAUGAUACCAUUUGUAAAUGUUUACACAAAUUAACAAGCUGU
Molecule: messenger RNA, 2395 nt
Organism: Osmerus eperlanus (European smelt)
Lineage: Eukaryota; Metazoa; Chordata; Actinopteri; Osmeriformes; Osmeridae
Gene: dhfr
Product: dihydrofolate reductase
Exons: 6
Coding region: 111-695 (194 amino acids)
Biological process (GO): dihydrofolate metabolic process; glycine biosynthetic process; tetrahydrofolate biosynthetic process
Cellular component (GO): mitochondrion
Molecular function (GO): NADP binding; dihydrofolate reductase activity
Source: RefSeq, a predicted model, not a curated record